Molecule: messenger RNA, 1846 nt
Organism: Leptinotarsa decemlineata (Colorado potato beetle)
Lineage: Eukaryota; Metazoa; Arthropoda; Insecta; Coleoptera; Chrysomelidae
Gene: mldr
Product: mitochondrial ribonuclease P catalytic subunit
Biological process (GO): tRNA 5'-leader removal; mitochondrial tRNA 5'-end processing
Cellular component (GO): mitochondrion; mitochondrial ribonuclease P complex
Molecular function (GO): protein binding; ribonuclease P activity
Source: RefSeq, a predicted model, not a curated record
ACAUAAUAUUUAUGUUUAUGACGUUUAUGUUAUUUAUAUCUUAUUUAUUGUUAUAUAUUUUGAUACGUCCAUAUGCAAAGAGUACACCAAAUAUCUCCAUACGUCCUACUCGGCCAUAGAAAAAGAUCCAAUUUUUGUAUGGCCUAUGUGUGCUGUCUUUUAUGUCCUGCAUCACAUAUAAUUGAUAUAAUUUUGUACUUCCUUAGGAGAUGAGUAUAAUAUUUUCGUUCGUUCAGUACAGAAUAUAUAUUUGACAUGUUUAAUAAAAGGAUUUUUAGCAUUUUUUCAAAAUGCCUUCAUAGAUAUUCUUCAUAUUUGGGAAAUAAUGCUAAAUUUCAGCCAAGAGAAAAGUUUCAUUUCAAUAUAGUAGAAAACGUUAUGAAAAACAUUCGAAUAGAUUCUAUUCAAGAAUGGCACAAUGUGAGGCAAGCUAUAAUGAGCCACGAAUAUAACAGAGGUCAAUAUAAUGCCAACAAUGUAGAUGCUGUGAUUUUAGGACAUUGUACUUCUGUGAGAAACUAUGAUUUGGGGUCCUCCUAUAUCAGCUUCCUCAAACAAGAAAAUAUUAAGCGGAAUGUAGCAACUAGAAGUAAAUAUUUGAAAUUACUUUACUACAUGAACGAACAACACCUCAAAGAUGGUAAACGAUGUCCAAAGGAACAAGAAGAAUUGAUUCUGAAACACUAUAAUGAUCUACGAGAAGAAUUCCCAAUUUUAGAUUCUUUCACCCUUGAAAAUGCUGUUACAGCUCUCUGUCUUACCAGUCAGUGGAAAAAAUGCUUAGAACUAAUGAAAGAAAUUGAAAUAUCUACAGUCCCAAAUCAAGCGUCAUAUAGUGCUUUGAUAUCUGCUGCUUUUGUUAAUGAAGAGGAAGAUAUGGCUUGGCAACUAUUGAAUGAGAUGUUAGCAAAUAAUAGAACUCCUCUAAGUAUAUGUUUCCUCACUUACCUUGGUACGUUGAGACAGCAGAAGAAAAAGGAAAAAUUAAUGGAGAAAUUGGAAAUGUUAUUUUCAUUUUUUCAGGAGAGCGACUACAUGUGUGAUCAAGAAACAGCCAAAGUCAUUUUGAAUUUAUGCAAAGGAGAUGGUUUCAGAAACAAAUUUACUUCAAUAACUUACCAAGGAGUUUGCAAAAACUGUCUUGAGAAACUGGAUUACUUUGACUUAAAGGAUGAGGAAUUUGAUGACUUGAAAGAUAAACUCUUCAAAAAUGUUAUUAUAGGCAAAGAUGUGUUUGUAAAAACAAAUCCAGAAGAAUUGCAAAAGUUUACUAGAUUUGUCGAGGAUAUGGGAAAGUUUGAUGUGGUACUAGAUGGUCUAAAUGUUGCUUACACUGCAGGAACAAGACAACCUCCUCAAGUCUUGUCGGGAAUGGUAGCUGCAGUUGUAUCUCAUUUCGUUAACCAGAACAAAAAUGUUCUAGUUCUUGGCAGAGUCCACAUGAAUAACUGGCCGAGAACCAACUGGAGAUACAUCAAUGAACAUGCAACAGUUUUUCUUACUCAAAAUAUUUCCCAAGAUGACCCCUAUCUUCUGUACUGUGCUCUAAAUUCUGGAAAAGAUACUAUUAUCGUUACUAGAGAUUUGAUGAGGGGUCACAAGUUCCUUUUGAAAAACCCAAAAGAUAAAAUAUUAUUCAAUAGGUGGUUGACACAGCGACAAUACCAGUUUAUAACUAUCAAAAACAGUAAUAAACCCAUUUUCAGGAUUCCUCCUCAAUUCAGUCAAGUAUCUCAGAAAAAUGGAACAACCUGGCAUAUCCCAUUUGUGGAAGAGGGUGCCGAUAAUACCAAAAACGAAUUUCAUAAGACUUGGCUUUGUUUCAAAAUACAGUAGAUAUUUUUCA